Molecule: messenger RNA, 1086 nt
Organism: Talaromyces proteolyticus
Lineage: Eukaryota; Fungi; Ascomycota; Eurotiomycetes; Eurotiales; Trichocomaceae
Product: chaperonin 10-like protein
Exons: 6
Coding region: 1-1086 (361 amino acids)
Molecular function (GO): zinc ion binding; oxidoreductase activity
Source: RefSeq, a predicted model, not a curated record
AUGGCCAUCCAGACAAUGAAUGCCGUUGUAUUUCGCGGGCCAUUCAACAUUUCCGUUGAAAGAAAAGCAAAGCCUCAAAUAAAACAACAGACUGAUGCAAUUGUACGUGUCAAAUCAGCAGGAAUAUGUGGAAGCGAGCUUCACAUGUAUCGCGGCCACCAGAAAACUGGUACGGGACAUAUAAUGGGCCAUGAAUUUGUUGGAACUGUUGAGCAAGUGGGCGGCAAAGUCAUUGACUUCCAGCCUGGCGACUCCGUUGUAGCUAUAUUUUCACCAGUCUGUAUGAAAUGUUGGUAUUGUGUGAGAGGACUUACCAAUCGAUGUGUCGAAGGAACGGCUUUUGGCACCCAACAGCUGGACGGAGGCCAGGCUGAGUUCGUUCGUGUUCCUUUUGCAGAUGGCACAUUACAGCGUGUCCCUCCGGAAUUGGACGACCGACUUUUAAUUAUGAUGUGUGAUAUAUUCCCGACAGGUUACUACGGCGCCAGUCGCGCAAUCGAAGGACUUUGCAAUCAGCUUGAGUCGCCGUUGACCAGUAAAUCUAAAUUACUCUUUGAUCAGACAAUUGUGGUUCUAGGAUGUGGACCGGUGGGAAUUUGUGCAAUCGCAACGAUCCUAUCCAAAGGAGUAAGGAGGAUCUACGCUGUUGACAGCGUCGAAGAUCGCCUGAAAGAAGCAGAGCAAUUGGGUGCGACUUCCCUCAAACUUGGACAAGAUGAUAUCGAGGAAACAAUAAUGGCUGUUACAGAUGGUCGAGGGGCAGAUGCAGUUGUCGAAGUAGUCGGAAAUCAAGACGCUCUUCGUUCUGCGUUCAAUUUACUACGGCCCUGCGGGAUACUGUCUUCUGUGGGUUUCCAUCAAUCAGAGCUACCUUUCACGGGGCUUGAUUGUUACUUGAAGAACAUCACUGUGAACUUUGGUCGUGUCCCUGUACGGACUGUAUUCAAUGACGCCCUUGAGUGUCUCAAACAAAACGAAGCUAAAUUGAAAACUUACGUUUCUCAUGAGUUGGACCUGAAGGACGCUUCGGAAGGCUUUGCGAUGUUUGCACAGCACAAGGCUAGGAAGGUUAUCCUUCGAGUAUGA